UUGAUUGGCUGCUGGCUCUGUGUGUGUGCAGCGUAGUAAAUGCGGCGCUUGAAGACACACCGCCCUCUUCUCUCCCGCAGCUAGCGGCCGUAUGUAGCGGGACAUUAUUCCCUCCCUCCGAGCUGUCCCACAGAACAUGUGCAUUCCCCUAGUCUCUUGAAAUCGUCGUUGUCUUACGUCUAUGUGAUUGCCAAUUGUGCUCAUGAGCCUGCUAGGUGGCUACAAGAAAAAGAGCAGUUACGAUGGCUACGAAUCUUUGCAGCUGGUCGAUAGCAGCGGAGACUUCUACACCGGGGGACGAAGCGGCGGCGGCGGCGGUUUGACGGCAGGGACCCUCGGCAGCGUUAAAACAGGCCCCGCGCGGCAGGACGACUACAGCACCAUGGACAGCUCAGGCCCUCCAUCUCCAGAUUUGGACGGAAACUAUGGAGGGGGACUUCUGGAUAUGGUUAAAGGAGGUGCUGGAAAGUUCUUCAGCAACAUCAAGGACAACCUGAAAGACACCAUCAAAGACACCUCUACCAAGGUUAUGAACCAAGUGGCCACGUAUACAAAAGGAGAGUUGGACAUUGCCUACAUCACCUCACGGAUUAUUGUGAUGUCAUAUCCUGCUGAGGCGGUGGAGAUGGGCUACAGGAACCACACAGAGGAUAUCCGUUCCUUUCUGGACUCACGGCAUGCCGACCAUUACACUGUUUUCAACCUGUCACAGAGGAACUAUCGGGGGGCCAAGUUCUCCAACAGAGUUUCUGAAUGCAAUUGGCCUUCCAGGCAGGCCCCGGGUCUUCACAACCUAUUUGCUGUGUGUAAGAAUAUGUACAACUGGCUCAAGCAAAACCCCAAGAAUGUGUGUGUGAUCACCUGUUCGGAUGGCAGAGCUCCUUCAGGCGUGCUGGUCUGUGCCAUGUUCUGUUUCUGCCACCUUUUCGCCAACCCGGUGCCAGCCAUGCAGCUUCUCAGCUCCAAGAGGCCAGGAUCUGGCCUGUGGCCCUCCCAUAGGAGGUACAUAGGUUAUGUAUGCAGUUUAGUCUCAGAGAAGCCAACCAUACCACACUCCAAACCCCUAGUCAUUAAAUCCGUCACUAUGAGUCCUGUUCCUUGCUUCAACAAACAGCGCAGUGGCUGUCGGCCAUUUUGUGACGUACUUAUUGGCGAGACCAAGAUAUUUUCUACCGCUCAGGAGUACGAGAGAAUGAGGGAACACAGGGUUCAAGAGGGCAAAGUGCUGUUUCCUGUGAGUGUGAGUGGCCAAGGAGAUGUGGUGAUUUCAGUCUAUCACAUGCGUUCCCAUGCACUGCAGGCCAAGGUAACAAACACCCAGAUAUUCCAGAUUCAAUUCCAUACUGGUUUCAUCGCCCCUGGCACCACAGUCUUAAAGUUUAUCAAGACAGAGCUGGAUGCCUGUGAUUCUCCAGAGAAAUACCCACAGCUGUUUCAUGUGCUGUUAGACAUUGAGGUUGAAAGUACGGAGAAACAGAAAGAUCUCACGCCACCGUGGGAGCAGUUCCCCACCAAAGACCUGAGCCCCAGCGUGCUUUUCUCCUGUCAUCAGGAACACCAAGAUUCACUUGCUACUGCAGAUCCUGCACAGGGACAUGGGAGUUGCGGAGGCAGAGUGGGCCCAAAUGAGGAGAGCGAACCGUCAGAUGAUGAAAUGCUCUCCCUUUCUAGUCAGCAGAGCAACACGAGCAAUGAGAAAUCAAAAGCAGCUAAGAAACCAGAGCCCCAGCCUGCAGCGGCCCCUCCUCCAGCAGCUGAGGAAGUAGAUCUGCUGGGUCUGGAUGGUGAUGGCGCUACAUUUCCUCCAUCCUCCCCACAACCUCCGACCACCAGCACCACCACAGACCUGCUGGGGGACCUGUUUGGAGCUCCUCCCACACCACAGCCGGCCAGUGGCCCCGCCUCAGCUCAGUCUACCCCGCGGAGAUCCGCAGCCUCCUCCUCACCCUGUCCAUCACCUCGAUCUGGAGACACUUUUGACCCAUUUGGGGCUGGACCCGCUCCCGCCCCUAAGCCGCAGGACUUCAUGGGAGCUUUCCUGGGUCCAGGUAAUAUGGGGCAGCCAGACCCCUUCCUGCAUGCUGCACGAUCUCCAUCUCCUACAAUGCAGAACAUGGGCAUGGGUCGCAGUUCACCUGUGCCGCCCACUACUCCCACUGUCAACAUCCAGCAGCAGAGCUCUACAGGAGCCUGGGAAUGGAACAAACCAGCACCUGCAGGUGCAGGUUUUGGGAUGGGAAGUAAGUCUGCCAGCACUAGCCCAACGAGCUCAGUUCAUGGUACUCCCACCCACCAGGCCAAACCCAACACUUUGGACCCGUUUGCUGAUCUGGGUAACCUAGGAGCCGGUCUGGGAGGAGCUGGUUCGGGAUUCUCCAGCAAGCCCACCACACCUACUGGUACCGGAGGAGCGUUUCCACCCAUGGGCUCCCCCCAGCGUCCUGCUCCCUCUCCCCAGCACACUGCCUCUGGAGGCUGGCAUCCCAGCACAGGUUUCCCCUCAUGGCAGCCUGGAGGUGGGGCUCAGUGGCAGCCACAGGCCCAGGGUGCACAGCACCAGACCCCACCUAAAGCGCCUGGACCCUCUAUGCCUCACACUUCACCACAGAACAGACCCAACUACAAUGUCAGAUUCUCCAGCAUGGGUGGAGCUUCGGCAGGAGCCACUGGGGCAAAAGCACAGCCUAACAUGGGGACCAGACCAAAGGUUUCGGACACUAACUUUGAUGACCUACUCUCAGGCCAAGGUUUUGCUGGCACUAAGGAGAAGAAGGGGCCAAAAACCAUAGCAGAAAUGAGAAAAGAGGAGAUGGCAAAAGAAAUGGACCCAGAGAAACUCAAGAUCCUGGACUGGAUUGAGGGGAAGGAGAGAAACAUCAGAGCAUUGCUGUCCACCAUGCACACAGUGCUGUGGGAGGGAGAGACACGCUGGAAAUCUGUAGGCAUGGCUGACCUUGUCACACCAGAGCAGGUGAAGAAGGUCUACCGAAAAGCUGUGCUGGUAGUGCACCCUGACAAGGCUACUGGACAGCCCUACGAACAAUAUGCCAAGAUGAUUUUUAUGGAACUAAAUGAUGCCUGGUCAGAAUUUGAAAGCCAAGGACAGAAAGCACUGUACUAAGACUUACUGUAAAUGAUCACAACCAGUCAGCAGUUCCUGCCCCGAUUAGACACCCUGCAACCCACCAGUCUUUGAAACACUCCUUUGUUAAUCUCUCCCACCUCCAGGACCCUGCUUCAUAGAGACGUCAGAGCUUACAUCUACAGUAUAGUUGUGUGUAUCUCUUUAUCGAUCCACGUAUCAGGUCCCAUCAUGCCCUAGGCCAACUUAACUUCUGUAUGAGAAGACUGCUGUUGGAAAAAGUAGCAUUCAGCUUUGUUUUAAAAACUCUUAUUUGUGUCUUUCCCAGGACUCACUUACAUAACAAAGAUCAGACUUUGUUGUUAACCAGCUGUGAAAUAUUUCUGUGAACAUUAUCAGUCAACCAGACCAUCAUAGAAUGUUAGCUUUCAUCAUAGCUUUCGGGUGAGUUUUGAUUUAUUAAAGAGGUUUAGUGCUAAGGAAGAACAUCUUUAACAAAGAAAAAAUAUGUUUAGACACUUUAGAAUUCUGCUUUGGCUUGCAAAACUUUAUUAAAUAACAUCUUCUUCGGCAAUUAUUAUUUAAUAGGGUUUUGCAUGCUACAGCAGUAUUUGGGAAUCGAGACCUUAUCUACUUCUUCCAUUGUAUUGCCUGUAUCCUACGCACCUGCUCACAAUCCCACAUGUGCGAGGUGUAUUUAUUUAUUUGUUGGCUUUGCAAGACAACAUUAAAAUGAGUGAAAAUAAAAGUGGUAUAGUAAGCUACGACUCUGUUUUUAGUUCAGUCAGGGGCUAGAGGUUUAGAAAGAUAGGCAUAAAUGAAAGAACACUCCAACAAAAACCUGCAGCCACUAAAAAUUUCUCAAAUCAUGUAACACAUAACUUCUUUCAGAAUAUAAACAACACAGUACUGUGGGGCAGAAGCACAAUAAGUAUAAUAAGAGACUGUACAGGAUAUGGGAGAUUUUCUCAAACUUGAUCUGUGAAAUGCAGUAGAUUUAACUAGCAGUUUAUUCUUAUGUUGUUUUCUACUGAAUAUUGAUCUGUAUGUAUAUGUUGCACUAUAAUAACAUACUGUUUACAACAUAAAAAGUCAAAGGAAAUUGUUUAUUCAUGUAAUUAUUCCAUAGAAAAAAAGAAACGUUUUGCAGGUAACUCUUGACAUGGCUUGUUUCGAGGUAAAAGUUAAGGUUGUCUUUACAUACACAAUUUAUGUUAACCUGACGUCUUUAACUGGUUAAUAGUGCCCUAAAGAACUAGUCACGCUUUUGAGUACUGCGUCUUGCUAGACGCAUAUGGGAA
This is a messenger RNA of Sinocyclocheilus grahami, 4383 nucleotides long. Its product is annotated as putative tyrosine-protein phosphatase auxilin. Gene Ontology annotation, cellular component: cytoplasm; intracellular membrane-bounded organelle; vesicle. The record is from RefSeq and is a predicted model, not a curated record. The transcript is spliced from 18 exons. The coding region runs from base 203 to 3121 and encodes 972 amino acids. Gene Ontology annotation, biological process: synaptic vesicle uncoating; clathrin-dependent endocytosis. Gene Ontology annotation, molecular function: clathrin binding. NCBI's taxonomy places the organism in Eukaryota, Metazoa, Chordata, Actinopteri, Cypriniformes, Cyprinidae.